AUGAAUCUACCAUCAUCAUCGUCAUCGUCAUCAGUUGAUGAUGAUCAGGACAUGUCCAAGGUCGUCCAAUCAAUCUCUUCAUGCACAUCGAUUGAUCAAUACAUGUUGGUAGGUGGUAAGGACCAGGAUCAACAUCAACAACCCAAUGACUACCAACUACUAUCAAUGAUAAGUGAACAUAUUAGAAUAAUGAGAUUGAAGCCUUAUGUUGAUGAGAAGAUACAUCAUAUCAGUCCAAUGAAUAUCGAUAUUGCAAUGUUGAAUGGUAUAAAGAAACAGAUUGAAGCAUGCUUUGAACUUGAUCCACCUGCUCCAAGACUACAUCAUCCAACUGGAACUGCGCAAGACAGCUCUCUACUAUCAGGCAAAUUGAUGUCCCUUCAUAUCAACGAAUGCUCACUGUUCUCUGGAGCACAUUCUCAGUGGACCCCAACAAAGGGUAUAUUCAUGAGACCUGUCAAUGGUGCCAGCUCCUCCCUCGUGUAUGCACAUGGCAAUCUCUACCUAUUCGGAGGCAUGACCUUCAUGGCUCACACCUACUCGUGGUACUCGUUGGCGGCCAAGACUGUCCACCACGCUGGUAUCUUUGGCGUUAGUGGAGGAUCGUCCAUCACUGCAUUCUAUGAUGGGGACAAGUACAUCUACUUGGUCGGUGGCUACAACAAGGAGACCGACAAGUAUUUGAACCGUGUCGAUCGCUUCAAUAUUCACACUCAUCUAUUCAGUCACGUUGGCAACAUCCCUCCCGUGAUGAUCUACUCUGAUGCCUUCCUACACAACAAUGUUAUAUACUCAAUCUCCACCAAGAAGAUAACAACACUCAUUCCCUCUCCUUAUCAAAAUACUCUGUACAACUUGGCAAAUGGAUUCUACUUCAAGACAAUGACCAUGUCAAUGAUCGUACCAACUUUGGCCUAUGCUACAUUCGAGAUUGAGUUGACAACUAGGUCCAUGGUCAUCAUCAUCAUUCAAUCACUCAAUAAAUAG
Molecule: messenger RNA, 987 nt
Organism: Acytostelium subglobosum LB1
Lineage: Eukaryota; Evosea; Eumycetozoa; Acytosteliales; Acytosteliaceae
Exons: 3
Coding region: 1-987 (328 amino acids)
Molecular function (GO): protein binding
Source: RefSeq, a predicted model, not a curated record